This is a messenger RNA of Racocetra fulgida, 801 nucleotides long. The record is from the annotation of a GenBank genome assembly. Lineage: Eukaryota; Fungi; Glomeromycota; Glomeromycetes; Diversisporales; Gigasporaceae.
AUGGGUGAGAUAAAUAAUCAAAAUAAUAAAAUCAAUCAAACAAUAACUGCUGUAACGACUCUUGUCGAAUCACCAAAACCGAUCUCACCAAUUGAUGAUGAUUCACCUACUGAUUUACCAAAUGAUAUACCAGACGAUGUACCUGUUAAACCAAUCGAUCCUGUUUCAUCCCCAAUUAUUACUACUCCCAAGACCCCUAAGACCCCUAAGACCCCUAAGGUCGAAUUAUCUCCAAUAAUUCCUCGACAGACGAUCUCAAAAUCAAUAAAUGACGGUCUUUCUCUUAUUUCUAAAUCUGUCAACAUGAUCGACAUGCCUAUGGAAAUAUUUAGCUAUAUAUGUUCUUAUCUGCCACCUGAUGAUUUAUUAUCACUCGUAUUAGUUUGUCAAACUUUCAGGAGAUUAUUAUGUGAUCCUACUUCUCCUAUUACUCAAUCGAUCUGGAGAACUUCUCGUGUAAAUUUUUUACCUCAUCUUCAAUUACCUCCUCCUCCUGGUAUGACUGAAAAAGAAUAUAUCGUCCUUCGUCAAUUAAGAAAAGGUUGCCAAUUUUGUCAAGAACGUGAAACCGUACUCAGUACCCUGCCUUACAUUUUUCGUGGUGCAUCUCAAGUUUAUUGGACAAAAGAUGUUUUUACUGCCAUGCAAGAAUAUUCUUCCAUCAGUGAUGAUGAUUUACUAAAUUGGAUUGAUCAGCGUCGAACAAUAGCAAAUAGCAUAAUGGAUGUGGCUCCAGGUCAUGAACGUGAAGAAAAUGAUGAAUUACAAUCAAGUAUGUAUGCAUAUCUAUUGCAUAUCUAA